UGCAGGCGUGAGCAUCAAGCUGACCAAAUGUGUGGAUAGUUUUUCGACAGAGAGGAACGAGAUGACUAAACAUGAUGACUUUCCAGAACCAGACAAGAAGAAUGACUUCGAAAAAUAAAUAAAAUACGCUGAGAUUUUUCAACAAGCCAUUUCAUUUGAAUGCCUUGAAAUUAACCGGUUUGUUAUCUUCAACGCUUUAGCCAUGGACCCUUCACCUGCGGGCAGCUUGCCCACACCAAAACUCAGUCCUUCCUCCCCCACCACCACCACCAUGAGACCAGGAACAUCCUCCCUGGGCUCCUCAGCUACCACAGACCAGAAGAAGUCCAAGCUCACAAUCCCAACCCCUCCAUCUUCUCCCAUCACAGCUUCUCCUCGUCCAGCUCUCCAUUCGCGCUCUUCCUCCCUCUCCUCCCUGACAUCCGCAACUCCUCGCCGUCCCACCAGAAGUCUGUCUCAAGCAGGCAGAUCUCAGCUCAACGCAGCAUCAACAGGAAGUCUGUUCACUGGUUCCUCAGCUACUGGGGCUGCUGGUGCAGCGCCAAAAUCCCCUGGCUCACCUGAACCAGAUGAACCAGAGGAAGAGUUUGGCUUUGACGAUUUGGAGAAGAAAGCAAAGUCAGGCGAUGCCAAAGCACAGACAAAGAUGGGCCGCUACUUUCUGGCCCUGGCAGAAGAAGGUGAUGAAGAACUGAACAACUGUACAGCGGUCACUUGGCUGGUCCAGGCUGCUAAACAGGGCCGCAAAGAUGCUGUCAAACUGCUGCAGCAGUGCUUGGCUUCCAGGAAAGGCAUUACUUUGGAGAAUUUUGAGCAAGUGAAGAGGUUGUGCACAGAGACCCGCUUUGAGAGAGGAGUCAGGAAGGCGGCGCUGCUCAUGUACUGGAAGCUAAACCCAGAGAAGAAGAAGAAAGUGGCAGUGUCUGAACUGCUGGAGAACGUCGAGCAUGUUCACGCAGAGCCAGGGAAACCGGCUACCUCGGGACCUCUGAACAGUUCUGCUAAGAAGCAGAGGCGAGUCCUGGAGACCAUGGUCACCAGCGAGGCCUGCUCCCAUGUUGGACUUGAUGACUUUGUGGAGAUGACUAAAAGGUACGCUCAGGGAAUUCCACCGUCACCCGUCAUGGCUGCUGCUGAGGAUGAUGAUGAUGAUGAAGACCAUGUGGUGGUGAGGAAUCCCGAUGAGCUGCCCCUACAUCAGAAGAUGCUGAAGUUCCCUCUCAUCGCCCUGCUGGAAAUAAAGGAGCAUCUCAUCGAGUGGGCGUCGCGAGCUGGCAUGCAGUGGCUCAGUGCGCUGAUCCCCACUCACCACAUCAACGCACUCAUCUUCUUCUUCGUCAUCUCCAACCUCACAAUCGAGUUCUUCAUCUUCCUCAUCCCUCUGCUGAUUUUCUACCUCUCCUUCUUCUCCAUGGUCAUCUGCACGCUGCGUGUAUUUCAGAAUUCAAAGGCAUGGGAACGUUUCCGAGCUCUCACUGACCUGCUGGCUCAUUUUGAACCGGGACUUGAUCUGGAGCAGGCGGAGACGAACUUUGGAUGGACACACUUGGAACCUUAUCUGUACUUCCUGCUCUCUGUGGUCUUUGUCGUUUUUUCCUUCCCUGUUGCUGAUAAAUCCUGGAUCCCCUGCUCGGAGCUAGCCGCCGUCGCUCUCUUCUUCACCACCAUGGCCUUCCUCAGCCUUCACGCCUCUGCUCAGCUCUUUGCUCGCAAAGCCCUCGUCACAGAGGUUCUCUCUGGAGCGUGCUCCCUCACUCAGCUGCUGCCGGAAACCCUCUGGAUCCUCCGGGUUUUGGGGAUGACCUUCAUCACGGUGCCUGUAGGAGAUGUUUUGGUGUUAAACCUGGGGAUACCAUGCUUUCUGUAUGGGCACCUGUUCUAUCUCCUCUUCCGUAUGGCCCAGCUGAGAGGCUUUAAGGGGAUCUACCUCUGUCUGGUGCCCUACCUCGUUUGCUUCACCUGGUGUGAGCUCUGCUUGGUGUUCCUCAACAACGCCUCACCCAUAGGACUCAUCCGAACCUGUGUGGGCUACUUCCUCUUUGUAUUCGCCCUUCCGGUUCUCUCGCUGGGCCUAGCCGCGAUGCUUAUGAUCCAACUGGUGCAGUGGUUUCUCACUCUGGAGGUGACCAAGAUGGUGGUCACGCUGGUGGUCUGCUGCGUUCCGGUCAUGCUGAGGCUCUGGACCCGCUUCAGCCUCAACCCCAUCAGGGUUUUACGGUCUUUGUCUCACAGUAGCAUUGUGAAGCUCAUCCUGGUGUGGCUGAGCGCGGUGAUGCUCUUCUGUUGGAUGUACGUCUACAGGUCUGAGGGUAUGAAGGUGUAUAACUCCCCCCUGACGUGGCCCGAGUACAGCAACAUGUGUGGGCCGAUGGCGUGGAAGGAGUCCAACAUGGCCCAGACCCAGGUCCUCUGCUCUCAUCUCGAAGGACACCGUGUCACCUGGACAGGACGCUUUAAAUACGUCCGCGUGACGGACAUUGAGAACGGGCCACAGUCGGUCAUCAACCUGCUGCCCGUCUUCCUGGGGGACUGGAUGCGCUGCCUGUACGGGGAACCCUACCCACCAUGUGAGGAGGUGAAACUCUUCUCUGAUCCCCAGCCGCUGCCCGCUCCGGCUCCUCCUGUGGAAAACCCGCUUUGUAAACUCAAAAGACUGGCCAAGCACGACUGCCACGUCAAACGGUUCGACCGCUACAAGUUUGAGGUGACGCUGGGCAUGCCUCUGGAGAGGAAGACCAAGAACGGGACCAUCAUAGAGGACGAAGACGCAACUAAGGACAUUGUCUUGCGAGCAAGUAAUGAGUUCAAGUCUGUGCUCCUACACCUAAACUCUGGCAGCCUGGUGGAGUUCAGCACCAUCCUGGAGGGGCGGUUGGGCUCCAAGUGGCCCGUGUUUGAGAUGAAGGCCAUCCACUGCAUUUCAUGUGGCGACGCCCGCGUCCUCAGCCGCAAGCAAUACAAGAUCGAACACGACUGGAGACGCACGGCUCAGAGUGCCCUCCAGUUUGGGUUUGACUUCUUCUUCAGCCCCUUCCUGACCGCUCGGCUGGAGGAGCACUCGGAGACGGAGACUGAAGAGGACGGGCAGAGGGAACGCACCUUUUAGAGAGAGAUGAUGAUUAAAAUCUCUCUUCUGCUGAAGAGCACUAAUGAUGGUAAAGCACAGCUCUUAAUUACAGGUUUAGAAGAGUGGACAGAUCCUCAGUCUUUUAUCAAAUCCACGUGUUCGUGUCCCUAAAGCUUUUGAGCCAAAAUCUAAAAGCGUAGAAACUUUCCUGCCUAACAAUACGUAAGCAGCAUGGGUGCUCGUUCACUAGAGUUAACUAACCAAGUAAUAACGAUUAGUUCCUCUUUGUAAUACAAACACUGUCUGAAACAAACAUUUCUGUAUCUUGGGCAAUAUUUUUGAUAUAUUCUAAGGCUAAAAUAGUCAGUAUUAUCACUUUAUUGGUGUAAUUAUUGAAGGAAGUUUUAUUUACAUGGCUGAUCACAUCUUUGCUGUCAGCCUUUAGCUGAUGUUAAACAUUCAUCCAUGAAGUCAUCGUUGAAGUGCCUUAAGUCAGUAAUGAUUAAAAAAAUAAGGAUAAAACACCUGAUUUAGAUCAUUUCAGCCAUUAAGUUUUUUCUGCCCGUUUUAGGUUGUCUUCACCAGUGUUUGUGUCCAUCUCUGCUGUGCAGAGGUUUACUUUACUGAUCAUUUAAAUCUGAUGUGAGUUUGAUCGUCACUACGGUUUUCUGUACUUUGACCUAUAAAUGUGGUAAAACCAUCGAUGUUUAAUGGGUAAAACAUGAGCUCUUUGAUGGUUUGUUUGCCAUCAUUUGCUUAUCAGUGGUCAUCUUUCACAUAAAUGAAAAUUAUUUAAAUGUGUUCUUUUGUUAAGUUUAUUUUUGAAUCUAGACGGUUUGUGCAAAUACAUAGGAGAGUAAGAACUGCUCAGAAGAAAUAAGUUUAUAAUGAUUUUUCUCUUUCAAUGUAAUGACUCCAAAUGGCCACUAGAUGGCACCUGACACUACAAAACUAGAGCCUGAAAGGCUGUUCCUACAAUAAAAAUCACAACCAUCUCCUCA
Molecule: messenger RNA, 4068 nt
Organism: Nothobranchius furzeri (turquoise killifish)
Lineage: Eukaryota; Metazoa; Chordata; Actinopteri; Cyprinodontiformes; Nothobranchiidae
Gene: wfs1b
Product: Wolfram syndrome 1b (wolframin)
Biological process (GO): endoplasmic reticulum unfolded protein response; calcium ion homeostasis
Cellular component (GO): endoplasmic reticulum membrane; endoplasmic reticulum
Molecular function (GO): protein binding
Source: RefSeq, a predicted model, not a curated record